Messenger RNA from Struthio camelus australis, 1677 nucleotides. Lineage: Eukaryota; Metazoa; Chordata; Aves; Struthioniformes; Struthionidae. The record is from RefSeq and is a predicted model, not a curated record.
CACGGCCGCUUGCUGGCUGGUGGAGAGGGAAACGAGGCAGCUUUUGCCCAUCCAUGGGUCAGACCUGGCGCUCUGUGCAGGGGGGGGGAACAGCGAGGGCGGGUGGCAGUGCCAUCCAGACGGUGCCCCCGGAUUUAACCCCCUAGUCGGGUCCGAGCCCCCUCCUCUGACUCAAUGCCAGUGACGUCUCCUUACCCCGGAUGGGACCCCAGGACCCCUCUCCUUGCACCCCUCGCAGGAUGAACCCCUAUGCGGGGCUGGGGAGCCGCCUGCGGGCGGCCUGGCUCUCGGGGAAGACGCGGCCCGUGGAGUACCGCGUGGCCCAGCUGGAGGCCCUGGGCCGCUUCCUGGAGGAGAAGAAGCAGGACAUCCUGGAGGCCUUGGCCUCUGACAUGCGCAAGCCCCCCUUUGAAGUGGAGAUCUCCGAGAUCUCCAUUUGCAGGAGCGAGCUCAACUAUGCACUGAACAACCUGGGCUCCUGGAUGAAGGACGAACAUGUGGAGAAGAACUGGGUGACACAGCUGGACUCAGCCUUCAUCCGCAAGGACCCCUAUGGGGUGGUGCUCAUCAUUGCGCCCUGGAAUUACCCCAUCAACCUCCUCCUGGUGCCCCUCAUUGGGGCCAUUGCUGCCGGUAACUGCGUCGUCAUGAAACCCUCCGAGAUCAGCAAGGAAGUGGAGAAGUUAGUGGCAGAGAUGCUGCCCAGCUACUUGGACAAGGACUGCUUUGCUGUGGUGACAGCUGGCGUGGAGGAGACCAACAAACUGCUGGAGAACAAAUUCGACUACAUCUUCUUCACCGGCAGCCCCUCCGUGGGCAGGAUCAUUAUGACAGCCGCUGCCAAGCACCUGACGCCAGUGACGCUGGAGCUGGGGGGCAAGAACCCCUGCUACGUGUCUGACACCUGCGAGGUGCACAACGUGGCCAGGCGGGUGGCCUGGGGGCGCUUCUUCAACGCGGGACAGACCUGCGUGGCGCCCGACUACGUGCUGUGCAGCGUGGAGAUGCAGGACAAGCUGAUGCCAGCCCUGCGUGAGGCCAUCACCGAGUUUUACGGCCCCAACCCUCAGGAGUCCCCCGACUUUGCCCGCAUCGUGGGGGACAAGCAAUUCCAGCGGGUGCGGGCUCUGCUGAGCAGCGGGCGCGUGGCCAUCGGAGGGCAGACGGAUGAGCAGGAGCGCUACAUCGGUGAGGGCGCAGGACUGCAUCAUGGGGCAGGAGCGUUGGUGGAGGUGACGGGGCCCCUCUCCCCGCCGCGGUGGGUGCUUUCCCACAGAGCGUGGCACAUCGCAGGCCGCACGUGCUGGGUUUGGUAUUCGCGCUCAGGUUGCGCGAGGCCCUGCUACGAAAGCUCAGCUCUUGCCUCGGCUCUCCUCCCCUCUUCCGGGCUGUCUCACCCCGUGGACACCAAGCCAGCUUUGCCUUGAGGUCGCAUCCGCGUUGUCACUUGUUUCGGCCACAGAUCUCAGCUGAAGUCAGGACUUGCCCCGAUAUCCCCAUCCUCAAAAGGGCUUUUUUGCUGGCUGCUCCCAGCCGCUUUCCGUGCGGCUUUGAAGGAUCGGUUGAACUGAUCUCUCCCACAUACCUGACCCUCCACCACUGCCCUGGGUGGCUGAUCCUACCGGGCACCGGGCGCUCGUUGCCGCAUGCAGCGAAGCCGUUGGUGGCGGAGGCCCG